This is a messenger RNA of Aplosporella prunicola CBS 121167, 1062 nucleotides long. RefSeq lists its product as uncharacterized. Gene Ontology annotation, molecular function: S-adenosylmethionine-dependent methyltransferase activity. The transcript is spliced from 5 exons. Gene Ontology annotation, biological process: phosphatidylcholine biosynthetic process. The coding region runs from base 76 to 678 and encodes 200 amino acids. The record is from RefSeq and is a predicted model, not a curated record. Lineage: Eukaryota; Fungi; Ascomycota; Dothideomycetes; Botryosphaeriales; Aplosporellaceae.
GUUCACUCUUCUGCCUCUUCCUCGACUUUCUUCCUCACCCAUUGCCUUGCACCACCACGAUUGACCUCGCCCAUCAUGUCGCAGUACAUUGACCUCAGCCAGCCCUCGCUCUGGCUCUCUGCCGCAUCCAUCGUCUUCAACCCUACCUUCUGGAACAUCGCCGCGAGGCAAGAGUACCACAACAAAGUCAUCACGAAGCUGUUUGGCGGCAACUCGCUGCGCGGCUGCUACGCGCUGGCCGUGACGAUUUUCUCGCUGGGCAUCCUGCGGGACUUCAUCUACAAAACGGCCAUUGACGCGCAACCCACGCUGCCAGCGCUCGACACGCCCACCGUGCGCGCCAUCGCCUACGGCCUCAUCCUCAGCGGCAACGUGCUGGUGCUGACGUCCAUGUACGCCCUCGGCGUCACGGGCACGUACCUCGGCGACUACUUCGGCAUCCUGAUGGACGCGAAGGUCGAGUCGUUCCCGUUCAACGUGACGGACGCGCCCAUGUACUGGGGCAGCACGAUGAGCUUCCUCGGCUCGGCGCUGCUGUUCGCGAAGCCCGCGGGCAUUGCGCUUACGGGGUUGGUGUACGUCGCGUACAGCAUUGCGCUGCGGUAUGAGGACCCGUUUACGGGGGAGAUUUACGCCAAGCGAGACCGCGAGCGGGCGGCGGGCAAGAAGAGCUCGUAAGCUGGGUUAUUGUUGGCGGUGGUGUCGGUGCUUUCUGCCUCCAAGGCUGCCCUUGGAAGCGCUAGCUAGGACUUCCACUGUGGACGCGUUGGAUGGUCGGAGACCUUGCACACCCACACAUACGUACUACGCAUGCGCACUUCAACAAGCAAGCGCACAUACACUCAUGCACGGAGAUGAGGGAGCACAAAUUGCAUUAAAAUGGGAGUGAGGUGUUAGGUUGUCGUCGAGCAGCACAGCACAGCACAGCACGCAUACGAGAGAUACCAGGGUAUUCAACUGCCUGCCGCGGCCGGAGCUAGGCCCGAGGGAGGGGAAGAGAGAGUAGAGCAGAGCCGAGGGAGCUAGUAUAUCUUUACAUGAAAUAAAGACAUCAAUCAUGCA